Messenger RNA from Daucus carota subsp. sativus, 1333 nucleotides. RefSeq lists its product as uncharacterized. NCBI's taxonomy places the organism in Eukaryota, Viridiplantae, Streptophyta, Magnoliopsida, Apiales, Apiaceae. The coding region runs from base 115 to 1299 and encodes 394 amino acids. The transcript has 3 exons. The record is from RefSeq and is a predicted model, not a curated record.
UUCUCCUCAUUUUCUCGGCUAGGUUUUCAAGAAAGGCCCAUUUUUCCGGCGAACCACUCCGGCGGAGCUUCAAAAAUUGGUCUUCCAUACUUUGACCCGGAUCUUUGGAGGGCCAUGUCUGCGAACGAUUCUUUUGCUGCUGCUCUACGGAACUUGGGGGGAAUUCAUACCGUUCCCAAGCCUCAGCCGAAGGAUAAGUCGGCAAAAAAGAAGAAGAGGGCUGUGAAGAGGGGUGAGUCCGGGUCCUCUCGUCAGGAGACGGAGGGGACUGGCAACUCGAGUGCAACUCCGGAUCCAGAGCUGCAGGUGAGGGACCCGGAGUUGGAUUCUGAGGCCCUGGAGGUGGAGAGCCCGGUCCAUGAGCCAAAGAAAAAGAAAAAGAAGAUUGAUUCUUCUCACAUGGAGAUCAUUGACAUGACAGCAGAGGAUCCGGGCAAGGAGGCUAUGGAUGUAGCUGAUCCGGGGGUCGAACUCGGAGGUGGUUCCCGUCCGGGGCCCAAGUUUGGGAAGUAUCCGGUCAAGAAGGUGAUCGGAUUGAUGUCUGAGCUCCCUUCUGACCAGGAUUGGGAGGUGAUGGAGGACCAGGGUCUGGUCGAAAAUUUCAAGGAGAUCGGGGACCUCUGGGGUCAGCUCGGUGGACGCUUGGCCGGGUUCAACACCCAUGCUUUGGCCAACUUGAAGAAGGAGAGAGAGUUUUCUGCUGAGACUCUUGCCCGGGUCCGGAAGCUGGAUAAGGACCUGGAUCGUGAGAGGUCAGCUCGGGAGGCCUUAGAGGCUAGUUUGAGCUCCAAGAUUAAAGAGGCUGAGCUGAAGAAGGAAGCUGAGCUGGCUCAGGAAAUCAAGGAUGCUGAGGCCCGGGCUGAUGAUGCGGAGAAGAGGGCAUCCGGGCUGGAGAAAGAAGUGGCUGAGCUGAAGAAGAAGUUAGAGAGCCGGAAAGCCCCGACUGAAGUUGUUGCCGAGUUCCAGAAGUCCCAGGUCUAUGCAGAUGCUCUAGCAAAGGCUGCGGCUGCGGAAGUCAUGCGCUGCUGGACGGUGGCCGAGAAGCAUAUCAAAACCGACCCGGGUGCCACUGCCCAGAGCUUCAUUGACCUGUAUAUUGAUGUGAAGAACAAAGUCAAUGCAGGUGGGGCGGAGCCCGAGCCUUACGUGGCCCCGGGUCAGGAUGUGGACUCGGAUUCUUCGGCUGAUUCCGAACCGGUGGACGAAGAGAUUCCUGUCCAAGAUUCUGUGGACGGAGAGAUUCCAGCCCAAGAUCCUCCUGCCGAUGACCUCUCCGUCCAAGUCCCUCCACCUGCUUAGAUUUAUUUUUGCCUCUGCUUUGAAAAAAAAAAAA